AUGGCGUUCCUGGACAACCCUACUAUUAUACUUGCUCAUAUUCGGCAGUCACACGUGACCAGUGAUGACACAGGGAUGUGUGAAAUGGUCCUGAUAGAUCACGAUGUCGACCUGGAGAAGUUUAAUCCCUCGUCAACAUAUGGGGACAGUGGUUCAGAAACACAGGGAAGCAAUGGUGAGACUCAGGGCUAUAUAUAUUCCCAAUCAGUCGAUAUUACCUCAAGCUGGGACUUUGGAAUCAGAAGACGAUCAAACACAGCUCAGAGACUAGAACGUCUGCGGAAAGAGAGACAAAAUCAAAUAAAAUGCAAAAAUGUUCAGUGGAAAGACAGAAAUACUUCUUACUCAGCAGAGGAGCUGAGCUCACUAUUUGAAAAGAAGAAUUUCCGAGUAAAAUCUCCAUGUUCUGGGAAACAGUCAAUACUGUCUGUGCGACUGGAACAGUGCCCGCUGCAGCUGAAUAACCCCUUCAAUGAGUACUCAAAAUUUGACGGCAAG
This is a messenger RNA of Nestor notabilis (Kea), 498 nucleotides long. RefSeq names its product target of rapamycin complex 2 subunit MAPKAP1-like. Gene Ontology annotation, molecular function: phosphatidylinositol-4,5-bisphosphate binding. Gene Ontology annotation, biological process: TORC2 signaling. The record is from RefSeq and is a predicted model, not a curated record. Gene Ontology annotation, cellular component: plasma membrane; TORC2 complex; cytoplasm. Lineage: Eukaryota; Metazoa; Chordata; Aves; Psittaciformes; Psittacidae. The annotation marks the transcript as partial. The transcript is spliced from 3 exons.